This is a messenger RNA of Podarcis lilfordi (Lilford's wall lizard), 15698 nucleotides long. NCBI's taxonomy places the organism in Eukaryota, Metazoa, Chordata, Lepidosauria, Squamata, Lacertidae. The record is from the annotation of a GenBank genome assembly.
AUGGAGACCACACCUGGCUCUCUUUUCUAUCCACGGUAAGAAUGUUUGGGCAAGCGAGGGUGACUCCACAUUGAUACAUCAAAUGCAGCUGCAUAGGCAGUGUCAGAGAUGGUGAUAAUGAUGAUAUAUUAAUUUAAUGCCAAUAUAGGCUUCCAAGUGGAUCACAAAUGUUCUGGAUUAACCAGUACUGUAUUGGAUUAAAAGGCUGAAUCCUAUGCAUAUUUUCUUGGAAGUAAGUAAGUGGGUUUGAGAGUGUUGCUCUCAAAGAACUAUACAGUUAUUUUGUAUUAUUACAACAGAACAAUACUGUUGAGCUACUGUUCUGGAAAGCAACAUAAUGCUUUUUCUGACUCUUUAGUGCUAUAAAACACACACAGUUUGAAUUGGAUCAGUGUGUUCUCAGACGGCUUCUUUUCUGCAACCAGGAGAAAAAGCCUGACUUAUUUUUAUCUCAUAAAAUGCUGUCACUUCCAUUCCAUUCUUAACCUAUAUCAAAAGCUAUAGGGUAUCACUUUUUAAAUGCUAGGAAGUAUAAGGAGGAAAUGAGCAGGAAGCGAUUUUGAUGAGAUGGAAGAAUAGUACAGCUUCAGGAGGCCUUGGGAGUGUGGAAGACAAAGGAAGUGGGACUUUGCUCCUGCUUCUCAGUCUCUCUGCAACUUUGGAUGCAAUUGGCCAUGGUUUCUUCCUUGGACAGAAAUAGGAAUUGGGGACAGCAAUGUCUUACAGUGGCUCUGGUCCCACGACAGACCAUUUACAGUGAAUUUAUUUCACAGGAAGUUGGGUGGGAACAGACGGUGUAUCUGCUAGAGGAAACUUAGCGGUGUGUACCUAGAGAACCACCCACAAAGUUGUGGUGCAGCCUUAACAGAGCAUGUGAUUAACUUAAAAAUGUGUUUAGCUUUGGCUAGAAUAAGCCAUCCCCUUGACACCAGAAGGCAGGUGAAAGGGUGGUGUCAGGGAACUGACAUCAGAGCUAGAGGCGGAGGGAAGGCUCUCAAAUGAUGCUGGAGAAGGGCCCAGCAGGGAGAGAGGCAGCUCCGCAGAUGGGGAAGCAAAUCAGCGCAACACCAGGGAUAAAGGGGGGCUGAUGGGGGAAUCGGCAAGAGGGCUCCAGGACUCUUCACUGGACACCAGCGGGGAGAGCACGGGUCCUCCUCUACCCACGCCCUCCCUGCGCAGAAGACUUCCGCGCAGAGAGAGUAGGAGGAGACUGGGUGUCAAACAACUUUUAUGUUGGAAGAGAUUUAAGAAACGCCCACUGACGGAUUCUGCUAGCGACUGAGGCAGCCACGAAGUGAAGGGCUGCCCAGACUGAAAGGUUUAGCAAGGCAACAAAGCCAGGAGAGGCGGCAACUUACGCACGAGCAACCCAUACUCAUUACAGGUGGCAUAUUUUUCACUCCUCAGCAGCAUGCUGUAAUACAAUUGCACUGGAAUAUAUGAUAUCAAGAAGCUUUUAAAACUGCUUUCAUGUGGCCUCAACCUGGCCACCUGUUGGUGUCAGUGCUUUUGCUAGGCUAUCUCGUUUAAUUUUACAUUUUAAUAACUUAUUCUGAGCGGGGGCAAUGCCUAAGCAGCAACGAAGAACCCUGCUGCAGAAAGGAUCAAAGUGCAUGCAACACUGCAGCCAUAAUUUCUCAAUAUUGAUUUAUCUGCAGAAUGGAUCAAUACAGGCUGGCUCCACAAGCACCUUACCCAGGCAACGUUGUGGUGGUUGUCCCUCCAAGCCACGUUGGUGCAGGACAGAAGAAACUCAUAGAGGAAAAUGAUGCUCUGGGGGUAAGAUUGCAUUUUCCCUAAAUACCUGUAUGCUUGGGCUAAGCAAAGGGAAAGGCUGUGAAUGUGGUGUAUGGGUACAAAACACCAUGUGUUUAGUCGUUUAGUCGUGUCCGACUCUUCGUGACCCCAUGGACCAGAGCACGCCAGGCCCUCCUGUCUUCCACUGCCUCCCGCAGUUUGGUCAGACUCAUGUUUGUAGCUUCGAGAACACCGUCCAACCAUCUCGUACUCUGUCGUCCCCUUCUCCUUGUGCCCUCCAUCUUUCCCAACAUCAGGGUCUUUUCCAGGGAGUCUUCUCUUCUCAUGAGGUGGCCAAAGUAUUGGAGCCUCAGCUUCAUGAUCUGUCCUUCCAGUGACCACUCAGGGCUGAUUUCCUUAAGAAUGGAUGCGUUUGAUCUUCUUGCAGUCCAUGGGAUGCAAAACACCAUAGAAAAAUAUAUACAAAACACAAAACACCAUAGAAACACAAAACACCAUAGAAAAAUAUAUACAAACAUCAUCUCAGGAACAUAAGAAGCUGCCUUGCACUGUGUCUAUUGAUCCAUCAGGCUCAGUAUUGUCUACACGGAGGGGCAGUAGCUCUCCAGUCUUUUCCAGCCCUGACUGGAGCUGCUGGGGGAUUGAGCCUGGGACUUCCAGCAGGCAGUGUUUGAGCUCUACCACUGAGCUAUGACCCUUCCUUUCAGGAUUCACCCUCUUGGGCCAAUGUAAGAUAUGGUCUAUAUAACGGUAUGCUAACCAAGGAACUAGUAGUUCCAUCAAGGGCAGAAGGAUUCCCAGCAUUUUUUCUCAAUUUUGGUUUCCCCAAUUUUUUGCAGAGGGUGCUAUGACAAGUACUUGUUUAAAUUUUGUAUGUGUGUGGGAUCCCUGGGCCUGUUUAGCACCAUCCUUCUUCUCUUAGGGCGGAUCUAUACUCUAAACACUAACACUAAAAAUGGGUUUCUGAUAACCGUGUAUAGCCAGUGCUUUUUUCUGAUGGGACGCAGGGUUACACAUACAGUGGUGCCCCGCAAGACGAAUGCCUCGCAAGACGGAAAACCCGCUAGACGAAAGGGUUUUCCGUUUUUGAGUUGCUUCGUAGGACGAAUUUCCCUAUGGGCUUGCUUCGCAAGACGAAAAUGCCUUGCAAGUCUUGAGAUUUUUUUUUCGCUUCCCCCCCCCCUUAUCUAAUCUGCUAAACCUUUAAUAGCCUUUAAUAGCCUUUUAGCAGCUAAUCCGCUAAGCCUUUAAGCCUUUAAUAGCCGCUAAACCGCUAAUAGCGCUAAUCCGUUAAGCCGCUAAUAGGGUUGCUUCGCAAGACGAAAAAACCGCUAGACGAAGACUCUCGCGGAACGGAUUAAUUUCGUCUUGCGAGGCACCACUGUACCCCUAAACAUUUUGUGAAUCUUUGUACUUGUGUCCAUUUACUGUACUUAUUUUCCCCGAUUUGAACUAUAAAAUGGUGGUUUUCUUGAGUCAAAAUGAGAGUACCCCUAAACAUUUUUUAAGAACAAAAAGCACUGCAUAUAGCCAUAUGACGUUCUUUUUAAACAUUAAUAAUGUGUUAUUAAAAUGUGGAAAAGGAAACCAACGCCUUCAUGUUUAAAUUAAAGUGAACUGGAUGUUUAAUAAUGUUUAAAAUGUGGGUGUAGAUCCAGCCUUAGAUGGAUUGCAAUUUUCCUCCUUCUGGCUGCAGAUAAGGGCCACACUCCAAGUCUCAAACUCAAUCUCAAUCCAAGCGCUCUGCCAGGAGACUUUCCUUUUUCCUUCUGAAGGUGGCAGAAGAAGAGUAUAAAUCAAUUUUUAAGAAACAGUGGGUUCUCUUUCUGCUGAGAAAGCUUUGUAGUGAGGUGUCUCUUUCAUAGAUUUAACUGUAUGAUUAAUCAACUUGAACUCUCAUGUGUGUUGUGCUGAGAUUUAAAGACAAUUUCAUUUCAUUUAGGCUAUUUAGAUUCUGGUGUGUGUUGUAAUAGAGAAUGGGAGGGGAAAGAACACUGAAUAUGCCCUUCCCUUUGAAACAUUGGUGGUAGCUGUCGUUUAUUAAAUUCUACGUAUUCUCACAGUUCCAUCAAUGUGGAAAGGUUCCCCCCACUGUUCUAUACUGUAUAGUCAUUUGUGAUUUUAUGAUAGUGCUGUAGUUUUGAGGAGGACAAUAUGGAUUAUAUGGGGCUUGUGAAGUUCAGUUAAUAGUGUGCAUAUGACAUGGUCUCUAAGCCAGCUGUUUUAUUUAAUCUUUUUCUAAUUUUGUCAUCUUCCUAAAGGCUAUGCAGGUGGUUAUUGCUAUGAUACAUCUUGGUCUUGGAGGCAUUUUGCUCUUUUCAUCAAAGGAUUGUGACACAUGGAUCAUGACUGUCUGGUAUCCCUUCUGGGGGGGUGCCCUUGUAAGUAGAAUGAAUAGUAUUGUUGUUGAUUCAUCGCAAUAUCAUGUUUUCUUGAAGAGAGUGUGGCUGUAGAAUAGUGUUGUCUGUGUCAAAUUCCUUUUGGGGGACAAAUCAUUCAUCACCCCUUCAAGCAAUUAUUUAUUGACCAUUCAUCCUGAUUUGCUUAUGCCAGCAGGGGUUUUUUAACUUUCUGCUUCCAGGGCCUACUUGAGAUGGCUAAAAGCUGUUGAGGUCCACCAUACAGAAAACCAUUCACAAGAUGGCAGCCGAUACAGGGAGAGCUUGGCAUAAUCAGCAGUUACCAUGGACAUAGCCAAAGGUGGGCAGGGAGGGACAGCUCCCCCCCCCCCAUUGAUAAAAAUCAAUAAAAAUGCAUAGCUGAGCUCCCCCCCCCCCCCGCAACAAAAGGCCUGUCCAUCCCCUUAACAAAAAUCCUGGCUACACCCAUGACAGUUACUAACAUUUUCUACUGAUAUCAGAUCCAUCUUUGGAAAUUGCUGCAUUCUUUGUCACAGCAUUUUGGCAAGCAGUUCCAUAGAUCAUCUUUCCUCAAGAUAAGUACAUACAUUGGCUCUGGAGCUCUUUUUCUGAUAUACUCCUCUUUCUGAUAUACUUCUCCCUUCACACACCCCUGUGUGACCCUCAAAGCAUUUUAUCCAUCUCCUGUAAUAUAUUCUCCUGUUCUCCUUUCACACUCCAUUUGUACCUGAUUUCUCCUAUUUUUUUCAUCCCCAACCCUUUAAUACCCAGUUCUUCCACCUAUAACAGUUUCCCCUUUUUAUGCUCUUCCUUUCUAUUCUGAGUUAUUCUCAAGAACAACAAUUUAUUUCACUCUUUUAUUUCCUUCAACUGGCUGUUUCUCCAUAGAAAAGAGAGGCCCCCAUGAAAGUGGCCCAAGACCCGCUGGUGGGUCCCAAACCAAUGUUUGAGAAACACUGGCAUACACCAGUUGUUGGAUAACAAUGACAAUCCCAGGUUCACCCUGACAUGCUUGCAGAGUGUUUACAUGUCUUCCUCACUAGUCGUUUGUUCAUCCCAAACAUUUCAGUGAAUUUCUUCAUCAGUUUCCAAACAGCAAAAGUGGGUAUCGCACUAGGCAGAACAGCCUCUUAAUCUUCUUUAAACACACAAACUCAAAAGUUCUGGUAUAUGAUGGAAUCACUCUUACAAAAUACUGACAGCCUGGAGGCAUCCUCUGUCCCCCAUUGGUUAAUUAGGAUACUAAUGCCUUUGCCUCACAGGACUGUCAUAAGACUCAAUGAGAAAACUGAGGUAAAGCCCUUUGAAAAGUAUAGCUUGAUUAAUAAUGAAGCAAAUUUUCAUAUUACUAAAAGAAAAAGAAAAAUGAAAUGUUAUGAGUGUAGAUAUUUUUUAAAUGGUUUUGUCCCAGAAUAGUAUAAAACCAGGUCACACUUGCCACCAUUCCAAACACAUUCCUUUUCUUCUGAAACCUUUCGUACAAAGUGAAUAUUUAACAGGGUAUUUUGAAGCGUACUGUGAAUUACUUCUGAGUAGGCAUGCAUAGGAUUGUGUUGCACUUGACCCAAAAUUGGGUGGAAAGGCAGUGUUGAAUGGUAUUAAAUAUGUAGAAAUGUCUAAGUCAGGCAUGUCCAAAGUCCGUUUCAGGGGCCUAAUCCGGCCCACUGGUCGGUUUAAUCAACAACUUUGGUUGGCCCUUUGGUGGGCCCUCAUGGCCCUUCACUUCAUCAAAUCUGGCCCUCUUUGAAAAAAGUUUGGACACCACUGGUCUAAAUGGAGGGUGGUUUUUGUUUGUUUCUGUUUUAAAGAGCCUGAUAAUGUAAGUAACAUACUUCUUACUGUCUACUAUUUUCGGUUUUUCUCUCUCCAGUUCUUAAUUUCAGGAUGCCUUUCAUCAGCAGUGACAAGAAAAUCAGUUGCAGGUCUGGUAGGUUGAUGUGACUUAACCCUGCUGUGUUUUUAAUUGUUAAAACAACCAACAAUCCAGGACUAUCAGAUGAAAAGGUACCGUUUGUUUCCAUAGCCCAGAAUUAGGUAAACUUUUUUGACCUGGGAAGCCAGAUCUUUGUCACCUGCAUCCAGCCAACCAUGACACCCACCCAUCAAUCAUCUCAUGCCCAAAAGAUGCCAGUUGAUUGACAGGUGGCUGGUCACACCCAUCUGUCAAAGUUGGGCUACAGAUGUGGGGGAAGAUAGCAAGCAGGAUUGAACUCUGCCCGUAGAACUGGGAUGGGUUCAAUCCUGCUUUCUGCAGGCUGUGGGUAUGCAAGGGAACUCCCUGCAGGGGAUUCCCCCACACAACCAAAUCGAGCUCCUUUUUCUCAGGGAUCAAUUGCACAUACUAGUCCCUCAGACAUAAUUAAUGCGUGCGGCCAAACCAAGCAGGAUGGAGAGGGGAACCCACCCUUUAGAUGAUGCCAAACGCUAUUCCAAGUGACACCAACUGAUUGACAGAUUGCUGUGGUUUACAGGAAAUGGCCCCAUGAGCCAAACUAGAACCUCUGGCGGAGCAAGACUGGCCCACAGGCUUGAGGUUCCCUACCCCUGCCAUAGCCCAAGGCACACAAUAGUCCCUAAGAGAAUGGAAAGUUGGCUUUGAAGGAUGUGUAUACACACUUUCCCCCCCUCUCAGGUCAUAUAGAUUUUUCAGGUAGCUAAAAGAUAAAAAUAUUUGCAAAAUCUGUUUGCCGGAUGCAAAAUUGAUAGAUGCAUCCAUCACACCAGCAGCAGUCUCUCUUUCAAGUUGCUUUCAACUUUGAAGGGGGUAACAGAUUGCCUCUCGCUUGCUGCCACUGGUUCAAACGCGGCUCCACCAUAUAAUAAUAAUAAUAAUAAUAAUAAUAAUAAUUUAUUUAUACUCCGCCCAUCUGGCUGAGUUUCGCCAGCCACUCUGGGCGGCUCCCAAUCAAGUGUUAAAAACAGUACAGCGUUACAUAUUAAAAACUUCCCUGAACAGGGCUGCCUUAAGAUGUCUUCUGAAUGUCAGGUAGUUGUUUAUCUCUUUGACAUCUGAUGGGAGGGCGUUCCACAGGGAGGGCGCCACUACCGAGAAGGCCCUCUGCCUGGUUCCCUGUAGCCUCACUUCUCGCAAUGAGGGAACCGCCAGAAGGCCCUCGGCGCUGGAUCUCAGUGUCCGGGCUGAACGAUGGGGGUGGAGACGCUCCUUCAGGUAUACAGGACCAAGGCCGUUUAGGGCUUUAAAGGUCAGCACCAACACUUUGAAUUGUGCUCGGAAACGUACUGGGAGCCAAUGCAGAUCUCUCGGAACUGGUUAACCAUUAAGAAACAUUAAGCUCACUGUGUAGCAUUUGGCCGCCUAGCCCACUUCACACAAACAACGAAGACCAUUGUAACCCCUUAGAAAAGACAAACAAAUGUAUUGUGGCUGUCCACCUGCCCUGGGGUGUGGAACUGAGCUAGAGUAUGGCUCCUUGAGUUAAGGUUCAUUAUCAACACCCUUUUAUUUUGGAGCCAAGGGAACACCAGAACCUACAGGUGUGUACCUCAGAGUAACUCUUAGCUAACACCCUCAGCCACCUGCUAGAAAGAGUUGACUCUGUUGCCCCUUUACACACAUGUAACAUGCAGAGUGCAACCCGGCAUGUGGUUGUGGUGAAUUCUCCUCAGGAGGUCAAACAGGCAAAUGACCCCAAGUUCCAAAUUUUUUAGGAAAACAAAAAAGGUUUUGUUAAGGAUUAUGAUAAGGGAAGUUGGAGAAAUAAGGCAGCUGUUCAAACUAAAAGAGUGGUACUCUCGAAAUAACCCACUCUGUACACUUAUUGAAAGAGAGAUUUCAUUAGAAGCAUUCACAAAGUUGUUUCAGGAAAGAUAAAAGAAGGCCAUUUACACACUCCUGUUUACUCUGUAUCCUGUGCGCUCCCACUGCUGGUUUAUUUAUUUAUUUUAAUAAUAUUUAUUACAUUUUCCAAAUUAACAAUCCAAUAAAGGCCACAUUAAAGAUAUUCCAAAUUAUAAAAUAAUCAAUCAGACCAAAUAUUAAGCCAAAUCAUAAUCAUAAAUCUUUUUUUGACUUCCCAUACUGUUAGGUCGGAGGAUUGCGAUCAUCUCACAUUUGCACUGCUUUCUUAAUUAGUCCAGGUGUUUCCCAUAAAUCAGUCUGAUGUUAAUCCUUCAUUUGUUUUCACAGCCUGCAAGCGAGUUAUAUCAAAACAAUAUGUUUCUGUGUGGUUGUUUAUUUCAUCCUUGUCUUUCACUUUUGAUUCUUCACCAUGCCUGUAUCCCAUGCGACACGUGCAUCCCAAAAUGGAGGAAAUCUGGCUUUCUGCCAAUUAUUCCAGGCAAAUGUCCAAACCUCUCCGUUUCAAUUCAUGCCAGAACAAAUUAGCCUGUACUUUGGUCAGAAGCCUCCAUUCCCAUCUUCCACUCUUAACAGUCCUUCCAAAUUAGUUGUAAAGCUUCUUAAAUCUUUUCCCACACAGUUAAUAAUUAAAUCAAAAUUAUAUCAAUAUUACAAUACAAUACAAUCUCACUUGCAUACGUGAUCAAUCGGUAUUCAGACUUUCCAGGGGGAUUUGCCAAGUAAAAUAGCAAAUUAUAAACCAAAUUGUUCAUAGAUAGGAGUGAUCUUGAACCGAGGUACCACUGUACCUACGGUAAGUAAUUUGUGUCCAUUAAUUUCAAUGAGUCUACUUUGAGUAUGACCGUUGCUGGAUAUGACCCAAAUAUUUUUGGUGGCACCUUGAAGAUUCGUGGAUUUAUUGUGUGGCAUAAAUUUUUGUGGACUAAAUCACUGACAUCCCAUGGCACUCCAUGUGGAGAAGGCAACAGAAGGACAGAGCCAAUGCAUAAAACAUCAGGUUGCUUUUCCACACAUUCCUCUGGUGGCUUGGUGGCUGCUUUGGCUAGGUUAAUUUAUACUAGUUGUCCCCUAUACUUGCCCUGUUUUUUUCCUCCAUGACGUGCUAUGUUACUGGAACCUCCUAUAACUCUGUAACCUGAAUCUCCCACAUUUUGCAUUUCUGCUGGGUCUUUGAUGUUCUGAAAGCCUCUUAGACAAGCGACAGUAUGUAGGGUGCCUCAUUCUUACCAGAAUCAAUCCCCUCCCUCGUGCUCCCAUAGUCAGAGCUGGCAAAGGCGAGGGUCAGGUUUGGUUGCUGAGAUCAUUCUCCCCGUCUCACCCAUAUCCCCACCCAACCCAUAAAUUAAUUAAGCAAAACUUUCUCUUUCUCUUCCAGAGAGCAUUCAGUUACCUCUUUAACACUCUUAGUGGCCUCGGUGCAAUCGCUGGAAUGUGUCUUUUGCUGAUUGAUGUAAUAAAAAAUAGAGAGAGAAACUCUUAUGCAGUUACGGAGACAUCUCACUUUAUAUCCAAAUAUCUUCUUCCACAAAUUCCUAAUAUUUCAAACUAUUGCAAGACCACUGGGGCAUAUGAAAUGGUAAGUUCCUGGAUUCCAUACAAGGCUAGUUCCAGGUUUAAGGAGGCCCUGGCCAAGGUGUUCUUUGGUGGUUCCCUUCCUCUGUUAGUUGGCCCUCCCAAGCUUACGUCACUGUGGCAACAGCAUGCCAACCAAUGCCAUGCCUUUAAAUUUCCAGAGUGCCUCACAACGAUGCCAAGGCAGGAAACCAAACAGGGGGCUAAAUCCAGCCACCUAGAGCUACUAGGAGUGGUAGGCCAGAAUAUAUUAAAGGGAUGAGACAGGUAGCAGCAGAGCACCAAGUUCUGUUCACGUGGUGGUCAAGGUGGGCUGGAGAGAAGUGCCUGAGAAAAUGUUCGUGGGGAGGUAAGGAGGAGAGAGGGAUAGAAUUCAUCUCCUUGCUGCUGCUGCUGCAAUGAAAAUAGCAAUUCCCUUCUCACCCUCUGCAUUAUAUUUGAAUGGGAUAGACUGUGUGGCGACAAAUGUGGCUACCCAUCACAUCCAGUCUGGCCCUGUGUCUCAAUCCUUUAAGUGCCUGGAGAGAGAGGCUGGCCUCUACAGCUUUACACAGUGCUACACACAUCCUAAGGGCCACUGGUGACCCAUCCUGACCUCUCUUUGACCCUCCUGCAUCCGGUCCCACUGAUCCUCUUGCCCUCCUCCUCCUGACACAUUCUCCUCUCCCCAUUAUUCCUUUCCCUUUCAUACAGAUCCACCAGCACCAGGCAAGGUAGCUGAACUUAAACAGACCACCAAGCAUACACAGAGUUGAAAAGGCAGGAUGGAGAGAAAGGCAACCCCACUCUUGUGGCAUAGAUCUCCUCACUUCCUCUAGUGUUGAGACUUUUGCAGGGGGAGAUUUAUGACUGGUGUCAAUCAUAAAUGGUUGAUGUCAUUUAUGACUUGCUGGAUGUCAAGCAAGUAAAAAACCUAAUAUUAGGGCUCAUUCAUACUUCUAUUUGCCCCUCAGCUUUCCCCUGGGAGAAUACACUCUUUACUGCUGAAUAGGAACAAGCGGCAAUCAGAUUUUCAACGGAGUGCUGUUUGCUCCAAUUAAGCAGUAAAGAGAAAGUUUUCCCAGGGAAAACAGUAGGGCAAACAAGAAAGUGCUCAGACCCAUGCCUAGGAAGCACAGGACAAGCGGAAAACCUCUUGGACCCAUGCUUUCUAGGCAUGGGAUAAUCCGCAGAAGCGUGGAUAAGCCGUUGAUUGGACAAAAUAUAGAAUAUAUUGUUAUAGGACUGUUAUUCUGAGCUCUGAAAGUGACUUAAUCUUAAGUUCCUUGUGUUGUAUUCUCCUGCACAAAGCUUCUUGUGUGAGUGUCACCCUAAAGCUGAGAAUGAGAUCAUUCUCCUUGCAUUAAUGUUUGAUAUUUUUAACUGGCUGGUUGUUGUUUUUUGCAGGGAAUUCUGUGUGUGAUGCUUUUCUUCUCUUUCCUCGAGGCUACAACUGCUUUUUCAGUUCUCUACAAUAGCAGGGUGAGGAUCCAGUAGCUCAUAAUAUAAGCAAAAAUAUAAGAGAGUAUUCUGCCUCCCGUCCUUUUGUUGUAUGUUUAUUUAGUGGUAUGCUAAGUGGCUUGCAAAACAAGACUGGCUUACUAGGCUCACUAGGCUGAAUUCACACAUUCAUGUUUAUCACCUGAUGACUUUAGUCUCCCAUGAUGGCAUGUAGGUAUGAAAUGGUUAUCAUCACAGAACAUGGAACAAGUGGGAAACCCAGCCAGAUGGGUGAGGUAUUAAUAAUAAUAAUAAUAAUAAUAAUAAUAAUAAUAAUAGUUGUUGUUAGAGCCCCUCCAACACAAUGCAAAGCUGACAUGAGGGUGUUUUCAUACAUGGGGCUUAACAGGGGAGGACUUCAGACUUGCAGGAUCUGUGUUGUUGUUUUAAUGUAAUUCCAAGAUCCAGCAAACAGAGCCAGGUGCAAAAGACUGAGAAUUAAAGCCAUCAUUCUGAACCCAAGAGUUUGUUUUGAGUACCAGAAGCUGCUCUCACAGUCCUUCCCCAUACAAAUUCUGGAUUUUCCCCACCACCUUCAUUUCAACAAAUGGGGAGGAAUGUCGCUUUGUUGUUGCUGUUCUACAGUGAUUUGACAGCUGGAAAUCUUUGCCCAUCUUCUUAAAAUCACCCUCUCAGCAGAAGUGAGCGAGCAAGGAGGACUAUGCCAGUGAGAGAAACCAGUUAUAGUUCUGCAUGUCUUAUCCCAGAAGAAAUAAUCCUUUCUAGGGGCACCCCUUGGAAACCCCCUUGGGAAGGGCUAUAGUUCAGUGGCAGAGCAUCUUCCUUGCCUUCAGGAGGCCCCAAAUUCAACAUCUCAACAUCUUCAGGUAGGACUGGAAGACUCCUGCCGGAGACCCUUCGAGAGCCACUGCCAGUCAGUGCAGACGCUGAUCUAGAUCAGUGGUUCCCAAUCUUUUUUUUUGGCCAUGCCCCACCUAAGCAUCUCUAAUAUUUUGAUCCCCCCCUCUGGUGAUAUAUAAUUCUUAUUAUUCAAAAAGUGAAGUCCUAUUCACGUGGAGGAAGCUUAAAGGGCCAUUAACUGUUAAUAACUCAUUCUCGAAUUGCCCCCCUUAAAAAUCUAUUUGCCCCCCUGUGGGGCAUGUGUCCCACGUUGGGAACCACGGAUUUAGAUGGAGCAAAUGAGUUAGCUUCCCCAGAGCGCAGGCACCAAGUAACAGCAGCCAGCCUCCAACUAGAAGAGGGAAAUGGUUGGGCAGUGCAGUUGCAAAUCUGGAGUCCUAUCCAAGCCUUGGCCCAGAGUUGAAGUUUUCACUUAUGUGGAUCCCACAUGACUUAAGAGGAGGUACACAGCUGGAGUAGGGAAAUGCUGUGCUAGGGAAAAAAGCUUAGUGUGCUUUUUUCUUGGUAUGUUUAAUAACAAGAACUCCAACUUAUUUAGUGUUAAGGAAAGGGGCAAACCAAGCUCUGACCCUAGUUGCACAAAUUUUACAAGAUCAAUGCAGCAAAAGAAGGAAGCAAGGGCACAUGAGGUCACUGCCCUCCAUUUUUUAAGUUGGUUCACUUGUCUCAAUCCUGCGGCUUUGCAGAUUGAACCAGGGAACCACAAUAGUUAGGGUGGAAGGAAAAAUACUAGGGUUUGCUAACUGGGAGCGUGUGUGGCUGGUAAAUAGCAAUUCAAACACCCGGGGAGCAGUGGUGAAGGGAGAACGAACAGGCACGGAAACUGAUGGGUGGCACAUUUUCUUUCAGGACAAAAAGAAGCACAGAUCAGACAAUGAAGAACAAAAUGUUGCGUUGACAUCACUCCCACAGCCACACUAUGCAAACGGAGUUCCUGACCCACCACAGUACACUGCAACAGAAGCAAACAGGUGAGAAUCCUGUCGAACUAGAACAGGCUUCCUCAACCUUGGCCCUCCAGAAGUUUUGAGACUACAAUUCCCAUCAUCCCUGACUACUGGUCCUGCUAGCUAGGGAUCAUGGGUGUUGUAGGCCAAAAACAUCUGGAGGGCCAAGACUGAGGAACCCUGAACUAGAAGAUAAACCCAGCCUUCAACUUCCAGUCCUAAGCAACACAGGGAGCUAUUUUGUUUUGCAAGCCCUGGGUGAUGCAUCAGAGGGGACCUGUGCAUUCUGCUCCAAGCAGAUGCUUUCUGAGUUCUUGUCCCAACUUUGUCCCCACCCCCAUAUGUGUAUCUCUCUGUAGAUGGCAAAGUUCCACCUGCUUCUUUUCUGUGUUAUCAGGAUGUUGUUAAGGGAACAGGAGCAGGGCCAGUUUAAAAAGGGGAAAUUAGCAAUCUCGUGAUGAACAAAACUUGGGUCACCCUUGCGUCACGUUAACGUUUGAACCUUCAUUUUGUAGAUACUCACAGCUUCCUGAAAGCAUCCCUGGAAACACACAGACAGACUGGUGAGUCCUUUGCAAGAGUGAAGAAAGUGGAGCUCAUUCUCCGUUAUGAAUAAGAGUUUAGGCAGGGCUCAAAUUGUUGGGCACCUGCCAAGCCCUAUGUCCACUGGGUGGGGAGGGGGGGUGGCUCUAUCAGUCUCUACACCAAGGAUGGGGAACUUGCAGCUCUCCAGUGUGGUUGCACUCCAACUCCCAUCAGCCCUAGCCAACGUGGCCACUGGUCAGGGAUGAUAGGAGUUAUAGUUCAACAACAUUUACAUUGCCUAUUCAUCCUCCAGGGCCUCCUGACCACAAUGCUCCUCUUCCUUCCUGUUUCUUAUUGCUCACCAUGAGGAUGUAUUUUCUGAACACCUGCAGUGUUUUACUUUUCCCCUUUAGAAAGUGUACCACACAAUGACCCUGAGAAAUCAUCCAGAAAAAAUAGUACUUAUUCUUCCCUAGGAAGGGAAUAUUAAUUGGACCACACAGAGAUGUAGAGACUAUAUCUAGCACUCUGGUGCUUCUCUGUUCAAGACAUGGAGGGAAAGAAGAUUUGAGGUUUACCUUCUUCCCUGUUGCAAGUUCCUUGCGUUGCAGUUCCACAAUGGCCUUGGUGUCUCUAUGACCAAACCUUCUGUGCCAGAGUUCUGGAUCUGCUUCAUCCUUCUGGUGAAUGUGUGCCACAUUUGCAGUACACAGUUCUGACAGAUUAGUCUUGUAGACACCAUUAAUCAAACAUGCUUCAGCAUAUAAUUUGCCAUUUUAGGUAACUUAGCAUUUACCAUUCCCAGAUUGUAUAAGUAAACCUUUUCUGUCUGAGGUGGACACACAGAUCACGUUGCAAUUCAAUCAGUUUUCUUUCAACUGAUUGCUUAGCUUGCAGUUUAAGGUUCCUAAACCUGUACCACAUAUCUUCAUGCUUACACCAUUUGCAAUUUGAAUAUUGCUAUCCACAGAUUGAUUAAUAUUGUCAAUGUUUCCAAAGAAGUCUUAAUCAUAACUCAUAUGUGAAGAACAUCCAGAAUCAAUUAUCCAUCUGUUUAAUUUUGAAUCACAACUGUUUACAGUUACAUUCUCCUCAUGCAGAAAAAAAAGUUUUUCCUUGUUCCCUUUAUUUUGACUUGGUCACUUAAAUGAAAGGGAUUUUGCUGGUUUGAGAGCUUACAAAAUUUGGAUAUAUGUCCCUCUUUGUUACAUCUGAAACAAACCACCAUUUGGGCUCUCCUCUGAGACUGAAACACAUAGUUUGUGUCACGGGGUUUUCCAUUCCUGGCUAGAGAGGUUGCUCUUCUCUCCAUACAUUCCUCUCUCAAGUGACCAAUGGCAUCAAGUUAUGGUUAACCUUGGUUAUUCAUCCAUGGGAGCUGGCUUCAUAUGGUGGAAGAGAGUGAAGAAAGAAGCUUCACUUCUUUCUUCACCAGAGACCUAAUUGGGUCUAGGAAUACAAUUCUGUGCUCUUAACCCCUUCAUGCAUUAAGUAGCUCCAAGAUUGCUGGUUGUUUGACUGCAAAUUCCCACACUCUGAAUAAAAGAGCUGAGACAUGAGGCAGGAGCAGGAGCUUAACCCCAGAGGAAGAAGGCAGGGGAAUGGGGUGGGGUGGCCAAGUCAAGGGCCUACUGUGGGCAACUUGCCCAAGAGCCCCUCAAAACCUGGAACCAACAUGUAAGAAGUUACAAUGGUAGAGUCAGACCAUUGAUGCCUCUGUUGGUCCAGGAACGUCUAUAGCAGAGAUGCCCACCAAGGCAGAUCGGAAUCUUCUGGGCAAUUUGCCAUAAAUUGGCAACGUUUCUGACUCCCAGUUAUAUAAUAGCAGCAACAAAACUAUUUCUCCCCAUCUAAGUACGUUAGGCUGCUGCAGUGAUAAAAGAGAACCAGUAAUGGACUCUUAUGUGAAUGACUGCGAGCUCAGUUCAGUUUUGGUACUGGAAACAAAUAACUAGGCUCAGAAUGUCAGGCACUCGUGUUCUUUAAUUCUAACUGUUGAGUGUUUCAUAUCUGGAUCCGACUGGUAGAUCCAGUAGAAAACAAAACCAUUCUAACAAGCCUGAAGUCUGCCUACCCUACACUGACUUGCUGUAGCUGUCUGGGGUUUCACACUCAGAUCCUUUGCAAUUCUACCUGCAUAUGCUGGGGAUUCAUCUUGGAACCUUUGGAUUGCAAAGCAUGUGCUCUACCACUGAGUUAUUGCCUUCCCCUAUACUGUAUAUAUUAUUUCAUUGCUUCCGUGUUGUUUUUUCCACCAAAACCCAGGACUCUUAUCCCCACCCCCACAUCCAUUUGGCACCCUCUUACACAUUCCUUUCUUCUUUCUCUGUCUGUAGGCCCCGCUAUGCUGCCAGUUAUGAGCCACACACUGGAUAA